AUGACUCACCACAUAGCAAAAAAGGAGCUUCGGAAACUUAUUAAAAGCAAUCUUCAUAAAACUAGUGCUGCUGAAAUCACGGCUCAAUCUCGCAAUGUGUUCAACAUUCUCAAGUCGCUUCCAGAAUAUCAAGCUGCUAAAAGCAUUGCUUGUUAUUUACAUAUGGACGAGCAUGAAAUAGAAACCAAUUUCAUUACUGAUGAUGCUUUCAAACAGGGAAAGCUUGUGUAUCUUCCAAGAAUUGUGGAUCUCCCUGAAAAGCACCAUGGGGUUUUAUUCAAGUCACAUAAAAAAGAGUUAAAUAUGCUUCAAGUUACAUCUCCAGAAGAUAUUUUAUCGUUAGUGCCACAUGGUCCUUACAAGUUGCGUGAGCCGCCGUUAGAAAGCCCCGAUGCUCUUUCAUUACAAGGUCUUGACAUAAUUGUUGUCCCUGGGCUUGGAUUCACUAAGAGAUGCCAUCGUAUAGGUCAUGGAAAGGGGUUUUACGACACUUAUAUUUCUAAAUAUACCAAAUGGUGCGCGGAAAACAACAAGGUCAAGCCAUUUUUGGUAGGAAUUGGAGCAAAGGAGCAGCUUGUAGAGUCUAUUCCUCAAGAAGAUCAUGAUCAUCCUCUAGAUGUUGUUAUUAUUGACGACCAACUGUUUAAAAAAGAGUAA
Magnusiomyces paraingens is the source of this 657-nucleotide messenger RNA. RefSeq lists its product as uncharacterized. The transcript has 4 exons. Lineage: Eukaryota; Fungi; Ascomycota; Dipodascomycetes; Dipodascales; Dipodascaceae. Gene Ontology annotation, cellular component: mitochondrion. Gene Ontology annotation, molecular function: 5-formyltetrahydrofolate cyclo-ligase activity. Gene Ontology annotation, biological process: folic acid-containing compound biosynthetic process; tetrahydrofolate interconversion. The coding region runs from base 1 to 657 and encodes 218 amino acids. The record is from RefSeq and is a predicted model, not a curated record.